AUGUCCAAACCAGGCACUCGUCGCAUGCCCAGAGAUGUGUACGAGGGCAAAAAAGGAUUCAGAGAUUGGCCCGGGGCAGAUAGCGGCUGGAAACCACCUCGCAGCGAAGAUGAGCCAGAUGCGCUAACCAUGCGACGACACCGACUUGCUCAAUUUGUGCUCUCGGAAAAAGGUUCAUUCGUGCCGUCCAUUCAUACCAUCAUGAAAGAAGUCCGAUCUCCUGUGGAGACGCUGUCAGCCGUGAACGAACGGACCACGGAGCUCAAAAAGCAACACAUACGUGAUCUAGAGAAACUUUUUGCUUUACAAGGCGAACAACAUCGUCAAGGUGCUAUUGACAGAUAUUCAGCAAUAGACUUUACCCAGUUCCCUGAGCCACAUGAGGAAGAACGCGACAUAGUGGAAACCCAUACUGCAUUGAUGGAUCUUCACGAGAGAGGUCGACGAUCAAAAGCCUUGGAGGACGAUUGGGAUGACGCCCUCGAUCACAUUCGCUUCGCCCAUCUUCAAACUUUGUUACCGUUGUUGAAACGUAAAUCCGAAAUGGAACAACGGCGAGAUGCAUAUUUCCCAUCAUCUAUCCAGGAAUAUCACAUGAUUCGCGAUAGGGAUAUCCAACUACGCGUUGCCAGAUUUCUUGCACUAGAUUCACGCUCGCAGCAAGACAAAAUGUUGAGCGACUUUAACUGGGUAUGGCGACAAGUGACCCCCCUACUUGAUGAAUAUCACAAAAAUGAUGAAUUCAGGACAGAAAUAAAUGAGAUAAUUAAAGAUGUGAAGGCGGCAGAUCCGAGGAAAAGGUACCUGUAG
This is a messenger RNA of Serpula lacrymans var. lacrymans S7.9, 810 nucleotides long. RefSeq lists its product as uncharacterized. The record is from RefSeq and is a predicted model, not a curated record. The transcript is spliced from 4 exons. Lineage: Eukaryota; Fungi; Basidiomycota; Agaricomycetes; Boletales; Serpulaceae. The coding region runs from base 1 to 810 and encodes 269 amino acids.